Suillus paluster is the source of this 270-nucleotide messenger RNA. RefSeq lists its product as uncharacterized. Lineage: Eukaryota; Fungi; Basidiomycota; Agaricomycetes; Boletales; Suillaceae. The annotation marks the transcript as partial. The record is from RefSeq and is a predicted model, not a curated record. The transcript has a single exon.
GCCUAUUACGCCAUCAAACCCAAUCUUCAGGAAGUCAGCGCUCCGACUGAGAAAGCCCCUAUUCCAUUUCUAUCUCCAGCCAUCCUGGAAGAGCUUUGGGUAAUCUGGAAAUCCGAUCCACGCGUUCCAACAAUUGCAUCGCGACGUGCAUGGGCCGCCUCACGGAAUAUCAGUCCGAUGCGCAUCGACAACUGGUUCAGUCUUCGCAAAGCACAGGCGAAGAAAACAAGACAACCGAUAUCAAACGAGACAUACGAGCUUUCGUUGGAG